Molecule: messenger RNA, 541 nt
Organism: Hyalella azteca
Lineage: Eukaryota; Metazoa; Arthropoda; Malacostraca; Amphipoda; Hyalellidae
Product: lon protease homolog, mitochondrial-like
Biological process (GO): chaperone-mediated protein complex assembly; mitochondrion organization; protein catabolic process
Cellular component (GO): mitochondrial matrix
Molecular function (GO): ATP binding; single-stranded DNA binding; ATP-dependent peptidase activity
Source: RefSeq, a predicted model, not a curated record
CUUGGAGCCUGCAGCCAUCGAAACUCUGAUCAAGCGUUACUGCCGCGAGUCCGGCGUGCGCAGCCUUCAGAAGCUCAUCGAGCGCAUCAUGCGACGCGCCGCAUUCACGUUGGUCAGCGAGAAGCCUGAGUGCGUGGCCGUGCAAGAAAUCAACCUCGAGGAAUUCGUGGGCAAACCCAAGUUCACCACCGACCGCAUGUACGACAUCACCCCUCCGGGUGUCGUCAUGGGCUUGGCCUGGACAGCAAUGGGAGGGUCGACGUUGUACAUCGAGACAAGCAUGCGACCAAUGACUUCGCCAGCCACGACACCCACAGAGAAGGAGGGAGCGCCGCUGCAGGGCAGUCUGGAGACCACAGGACACCUCGGUGAUGUUAUGAAGGAGUCCGUGCGCAUCGCCUACACCUUCGCCAAGAACUUCCUUGCAGCCCAGGAACCUGACAACAAAGCCCUGAUACAAAACCACCUUCACUUGCAUGUGCCCGAGGGCGCUGUGCCCAAGGAUGGCCCGAGUGCAGGCAUCACCAUCGUAACGGCGCUC